Molecule: messenger RNA, 3587 nt
Organism: Ostrea edulis (European flat oyster)
Lineage: Eukaryota; Metazoa; Mollusca; Bivalvia; Ostreida; Ostreidae
Product: ELAV-like protein 2
Exons: 4
Coding region: 218-1204 (328 amino acids)
Cellular component (GO): ribonucleoprotein complex
Molecular function (GO): RNA binding
Source: RefSeq, a predicted model, not a curated record
ACGUAGUGCACUUGACCGGAAGAAAUAUCUAUAGUACGAAGUAUUUCUUGUUAGGGGGAAAGAAAAAUGGCGAAUGAGCUCUGAAAUAUUAUUUUGUAAACCGGAACAGAAAAACGAACAAGAAAACAGACUUGGCUGUUUUAUGAGACAUUGAGGAAUCAGUUUUUUUUCGCAUCUUGCAUUUUUUUCCGAUCAGCAGAAAGAUUGAAGCUGCAGAAUGGAGGAAGAACAAACAAACCUCAUCAUAAAUUACCUUCCACAAGCAAUGCAGGACGAAGAGUUUAGGUCCUUGUUUGAGAGCAUUGGACCACUCAAAUCUAGUAAAAUUGUAAGAGAUAAGAAUUCUGGUUAUAGCUAUGGUUUUGGUUUUGUCGAUUAUCAUAAUCCAAAGGAUGCUGCUUCUGCUAUCAGCCAGUUAAAUGGAUAUCGUGUGGAACACAAAGUUCUCAAAGUGGCAUAUUCUCGCAGAAAUGAUGAAAAUACCAAAGGAUCCAAGCUUUACCUUCAGAAAUUGCCUUUACAUUACACAGAAGAGGAAGUACAAAAUUAUUUUUCAUCAUAUGGAGAAAUUGUUCAAGUUCGUGUUGUUACAGAUCAAGCAACGGGCCAGCCCAAAGGAAUAGGCUUCAUUUUGUUCUCCAGAAAAUCUGAGGCGGAGGCAGCCAUAAAUGAUCUGGAUAACAAAGUGCCCCCUGGAGGCACUCAGCCUCUGAGAGUCAAAUUUGCCGAUGAAAAUUCCAAAAAAGUUAAAGCGCCUUCCCAGUACAACUACUAUUCACAGCCUCAGUAUCCAAUGCACGGGAGUUAUAAUGAGGGCAUGAGUGGGUCAAGGGGUCCAAUGAGAAAUCCAGGGAGUCGUUUCAGGUUUAACCCAAUGGGAAGCAGUAGUAGUUAUAGUGGGGGUUAUGGAGGAGGGAGCAGUAGUUAUGGAGCAGAUUACUACACUCCUCCUUCUCAGGGAGCGGGGUACGUCUUGUUUGUUUAUAACAUUGGCCCCGAGGCUGAUGAGAAAACUCUUUGGCGCAUGUUUUCUCCUCUUGGAACAGUUACCAAAGUCAAUGUUAUUAUGGAUCAUCAGAAAAAUCAAUCUAAGGGUUAUGGAUUUGUCACCAUGCCAAAUUAUGAGGAGGCUGAGUAUGCAAUCCUCAACAUGAAUGGCUAUUGUUAUAAUGGGAGGGAAUUGUCUGUGUCAUUUAAAAGCUAAGCUAUUUUCAUCAUGAUCAAAUUUAUCCACAGUCAUUUAUUCAUAGAUCACGCAUUGUCUAGUAUUUGUCAUAAAUUUUGACUCUUGCAGUAUAUAGUCUUAGCCUUUUAGGUGUAAAUCUGUCAGGAGCACAAAUAUAUGUAACAUGAAUUUGUUGAUACAUGGUAUAAUGCAUGUCAGUUCUUUGUUUAGGAAUUAGUUUGGUUUUUGAAAAUUUUGGUUUUGUAUUUUGUAGAUUCUGAUGUCCCAGUCCUCAGAAAAAUGUGAUUUUCUUCCAUUUGACAUAACUUUUAGUAAGCAUACUUUCUGAUGACUGGGAACAGAAUGAAUAUAAUUUCCUUUAUCUCCGUCAAGAAUUGUAAACAGGAGAAUAAGUAUUGAUGUUGAUAGUUGUGGGGUGUUUUUUUUUUUUUUAUGAAAUUGUAUUAUUUUGAUUUACAAUACUGUUGUAAUUAAGGUUGAAGUUUAAAGGUAUCCAACCCAUUUUUGAAUCCAAUCAUAUUUCAUUAAGGAAAUGACAGAUCAAUAAAAUCAUGAAACUUAAAUGUUGAUCCUAAAAGUUUGCAUGGAUGCGAGUGGAAAUAAAUAUUUCUUCAUGAAUAAGAGUGCAAGAUAGAUGAAUUGGAAUGAACACUCACAGUAGAAAGAUGCAACAAUGAAUAAGAUUGUAUGGAGAAAAUCAUUCAGUUUUUAAACAAGGGAAAUAAUUCAUAAGAAGGUGAAAGUGAAAUGGAUACAGAGUUUCCAUGCACUAUUAUCCAAAGUAUUAAAGCUGGAUAUUUUGAUUUUGUGGUUUGGUCAUAUUAUGCUGUUUUAACUUUGAUGGUAUUGUGGGUUGAAAUACCAUAUGUACACAGAAUAUGACACACACAUUUAAAAAUCCCCUGCUUUUUGCAAAAAAUUAGAUGGAUUAUCCCCCUUAUCUCUCUCUCUUUUCAACAACAACACACACAUGUACAAUAACAUACUAAAAAAGACCAGGAUGGAACAGGGAACCAUAAUUCAUUGCAUUGACUCCUUAAGUCGGAUACUUUCCAUAAUUUAUUUUUAUGAAAUUGGAAGAUUAUUUAAUUAUUUUAGCUGGCAUGAAACCAAUCGUAAGUAGAGAAUGUUGUGACAAUUUUUGAUUUACAAAUGUAGGGUUUUUUUUAUAUAUAUAAAUGUUUCCAUUUUCAUGUUGUUUGAUUGAAUACUUAACAGAUACAUAGUUUGAACUUUCUGAUAUUUAUUAAUCAGAUGGAUAACUAAUUGUGAUGUGUGUGUGUGUGUGUCAUGCUCUGUAAAAAAGAAAAAUUUAAUGUUAUGUACAUGUAUUUGUAAAUCCUUUUGUUUUAUUAUUGAUUUGUUUAUUUGUUUUCAACUGUUAAUGCACCACUUCAGUAAAGUGACAAAAAAGAGAUCAAAUCAGAAAUACCUUUUUUAUCUUCUCCCAACAUAAUUGUAGGUGGGUAACUUGUCCAAUCAUGCAUACAUUUCUGUUUAUACAUUCGUUUGUCGGUUUGACCAUGUGCACUAGAUUUUGGCCACAUAUAUCGAACUUUAAAAGAAUGAUAUCUUAUAUAAAGACCUUGCUUCCUAUUGGUUUAAAGGGUACAUGAUGAAAAUCUGAGAUCACUAGAAGUGAAAUUCUUAUUUCUUCUGCACUAGCUUAAGUAUGUGUACACACAUUUGUCCCAAGUUUUUUCAGACUUGCAGGAAUGGUACCUUGGUUUCUAUUGGUUUUCAAAGUUACAGGUAAAAGGUCAAGUUCACUAUAAAGGCUGUUCGAAAAAUUGAAAUUCCAAAAUUUGUUGUGUUCCAAGAUUUAAGCUAUAUUUCGUUUCCAACUCUUGUCAAACUUUCAGUAAUGGGUACUUUUUAAUUUUUUGUCAAACUUUCAGGAAUAGGUAAUUUGCAUGAAGACCUGAGUAAUACCUAGUGGUUUUAUUAAAAAAAGUUAAGAUGGCUGUGAGCAAAAUUCAAGUUAAAUUUUUAACUCAAUAGUCAUGAUAGUUGUUACACUUUCAAGAAUGACCCUGGGUCUGUCUCAGUUUUUGAGAAAAGUAAAAUGCAGAAGGGAUGUAAUCUAAGUCAAAGAUCUUGGUUCCUUAUACUAGUACACACUAUUCAAGGUUAAAUGUAUAAGGUCAAAGUCACUAGAAAGAAAAUUCCAUAGAUUCCUUGGUUACCAAGUUCAAUACCACUUGCAUGGAUGCUAUCUUACCAUAUCCUAUACUGAGAGGGGAUGUCCUGCUUUGUGUAAAUUGGUUGAAAUGCCAAAACUGAAAAGCAACUGCAUGGACUAGCCUUAGCACAUUGUAUCCUAGUAACGUAUUUCAAUGUGUAUUGAUACUACGUGUAUAGUUAUCUUACUGAAAUGUGAUGAAUAAAAAUGAACAUUAAA